Messenger RNA from Colletotrichum spaethianum, 1662 nucleotides. RefSeq names its product glucose-6-phosphate isomerase. Lineage: Eukaryota; Fungi; Ascomycota; Sordariomycetes; Glomerellales; Glomerellaceae. Gene Ontology annotation, molecular function: monosaccharide binding; glucose-6-phosphate isomerase activity; carbohydrate derivative binding. The coding region runs from base 1 to 1662 and encodes 553 amino acids. Gene Ontology annotation, cellular component: cytosol. Gene Ontology annotation, biological process: glycolytic process; glucose 6-phosphate metabolic process; gluconeogenesis. The record is from RefSeq and is a predicted model, not a curated record. The transcript has 5 exons.
AUGCCUCAAGCCUCCAGCCUUCCCGCGUGGGCCGAGCUCCAGGCUCACCGUGACAAUGUCGGCAAGAACUUUGUCCUCAAGGAGGCUUUCGCCAACGACACGGACCGCUUCGCCAAGUUCUCCCGCACCUUCAAGAACGCGGCCUCGGGCACCGACAUCCUCUUCGACUUCUCCAAGAACUUUUUGACCGAUGAGACCCUCAACCUCCUCGUCAAGCUCGCCGAGCAGGCCGGCGUCGAGAAGAAGCGCGACGCCAUGUUCGCCGGCGAGAAGAUCAACUUCACCGAGAAGCGCGCCGUCUACCACGCUGCUCUCCGCAACGUCGGCGACUGGGAGAUGAAGGUCGACGGCGUCGACGUCAUGUCCAACAAGGGCGGCGUCCGCGACGUCCUCAACCACAUGAAGGAGUUCUCCGAGCAGGUCCGCUCUGGCGAGUGGAAGGGCUUCACCGGCAAGAAGCUCACCACCAUCAUCAACGUCGGCAUCGGAGGUUCCGACCUCGGCCCCGUCAUGGUCACCGAGGCCCUCAAGCACUACGGUGCCAAGGACCAGACCCUGCACUUCGUCUCCAACAUUGACGGCACCCACAUGGCCGAGGCCCUCGCCAACUCGGAUCCCGAGACCACCCUCUUCCUCAUCGCCUCCAAGACCUUCACCACCGCUGAGACCACCACCAACGCCAACACGGCCAAGUCGUGGUUCCUCGAGAAGACGGACGGCAAGGGCGAGAUCGCCAAGCACUUUGUCGCCCUGUCCACCAACGAGGAAGAGGUCACCAAGUUCGGCAUCGACGCCAAGAACAUGUUCGGCUUCGAGAGCUGGGUCGGCGGCCGCUACUCCGUCUGGAGCGCCAUCGGCCUCAGCGUCGCCAUCUACGUUGGCUUCGACAACUUCCACAAGUUCCUCGCCGGCGCUCACGAGAUGGACAAACACUUCCGCGAGACCCCCCUGAAGGAGAACAUUCCCGUCCUCGGUGGUCUCCUCAGCGUGUGGUACUCUGACUUCUUCCAGGCCCAGACUCACCUGGUUGCUCCCUUCGACCAGUACCUCCACCGCUUCCCUGCCUACCUCCAGCAGCUGUCCAUGGAGUCCAACGGCAAGAGCAUCACCUCUGACGGAACCCCCGCAAAGUACACCACCGGCCCCAUCCUCUUUGGCGAGCCCUGCACGAACGCCCAGCACUCCUUCUUCCAGCUCGUCCACCAGGGCACCAAGCUCAUCCCCGCCGACUUCAUCCUGGCCGCCAAGAGCCACAACCCCAUUGGCGACGGCGUCCACCAGAAGAUGCUGGCCUCCAACUACUUUGCUCAGGCCGAGGCUCUGAUGGUCGGCAAGACCGCCGACGAGGUCCGCGCCGAGGGCGCCCCCGAGGAGCUCGUCCCCCACAAGAUCUUCCUGGGCAACCGCCCUACCACCAGCAUCCUGGUCGGCGGCCACAUUGGCCCCGCCGAGCUGGGUGCCCUGAUUGUCUACUACGAGCACCUCACCUUCACCGAGGCCGCCAUCUGGGACAUCAAUGCCUUUGACCAGUGGGGUGUUGAGCUCGGCAAGGUCCUUGCCAAGAAGAUUCUCAAGGAGCUCGACGAGGCCGGCAACGGCGAGGGACACGACGUCUCCACCGGUGGCCUGAUUGGCGCCUUCAAGAAGUACUCCAACUUGUAA